AUGAAGCUCGUUCGGUUUUUGAUGAAAUGUGCCAAUGAAACGGUGACGGUUGAACUGAAGAAUGGCACAAUCCUCCACGGCACCAUCACCGCCGUCUCUCCUCAGAUGAACACCGCUCUGCGCACCGUCAAGAUGACACCCAAGGGCCGCGAUCUUAUCUCCCUAGACACGAUCAACAUCCGCGGCUCCACGAUCCGGCACUUCAUUCUCCCCGACAGCUUGCCUCUCGAUACCCUCCUCGUGGACGACCAGCCGAAGCCCAAGAACAAGGCGCGCAAGGAGACGGAUCGGGGCCGCGGUCCCCGUGGUGGUGGUGGUGGAGGACGGGGCGGUAGAGGCCGGGGACGGGGCCGGGGACGGGGUCGUGGUUUCUAG
This is a messenger RNA of Aspergillus viridinutans, 375 nucleotides long. RefSeq names its product mRNA splicing protein SMD1. Gene Ontology annotation, biological process: RNA processing; spliceosomal snRNP assembly. Gene Ontology annotation, molecular function: RNA binding. Gene Ontology annotation, cellular component: SMN-Sm protein complex; precatalytic spliceosome; U1 snRNP. Bases 1 to 375 code for a protein of 124 amino acids. The record is from RefSeq and is a predicted model, not a curated record. NCBI's taxonomy places the organism in Eukaryota, Fungi, Ascomycota, Eurotiomycetes, Eurotiales, Aspergillaceae. The transcript has 3 exons.